Cyclopterus lumpus (lumpfish) is the source of this 3792-nucleotide messenger RNA. It is a transcript of the gene grin3a, whose product is annotated as glutamate receptor, ionotropic, N-methyl-D-aspartate 3A. Gene Ontology annotation, cellular component: postsynaptic membrane; plasma membrane. Lineage: Eukaryota; Metazoa; Chordata; Actinopteri; Perciformes; Cyclopteridae. Gene Ontology annotation, molecular function: NMDA glutamate receptor activity; transmitter-gated monoatomic ion channel activity involved in regulation of postsynaptic membrane potential. Gene Ontology annotation, biological process: ionotropic glutamate receptor signaling pathway; synaptic transmission, glutamatergic; modulation of chemical synaptic transmission. The record is from RefSeq and is a predicted model, not a curated record. The transcript has 10 exons. The coding region runs from base 1 to 3792 and encodes 1263 amino acids.
AUGAUGAAGACGGUGGUGAUGGUGAUGAUGAUGAAUGGCCCGACAGCUCGAGCAGGCACCGGGGUCUUAUGUUUACUGCUGUGCGCGCUAGUCUUCCUCCCGUCGUGCGCUCACUCUCACCCGCAGCCAUGCCAGGUGCUGAAACGGAUCGGCCACACGGUUCGGGUCGGGGCUCUGCACGUUCAGCCCCGCAUGCUCUCCGCCACCGCCGGCAGCGGUUCUGAGGACCGGGACACCGAUCGAGGUUUUAUUGGGAGUGGGGAGCCGCGGGUGGAGUUGGAAAAACAGGUUAAAACAAGUGCCGGUGCGCCCGGAUACGAAAGCCUCAGGACUAGAGGCACCGGUAAUAACCAGCGGGGAGCCAGCAGGAGUAGGAGCCAGGCACGGCAGCGCGAGGAGAACACCUCGAGGGAGAGCCGCGUGUUUGCACCGCGGGAUUCGAGCCUGCUCGCGGUCGAGGCUCUCAACCGGGCCGGGUUGCUGCCGUACAAUUUAUCCUUGGAGCUCGUCAUGGCUGUUGGGUCCGGACUCGGCGAGCUGCCCGCGCUCUCCAGCUCCUCUGCGGGCAUCCCCGAGAGCGAAGACCCGCUGUCCUUCUUGGAGAGCGUGUGUCACACCGUGGUCGUGCAGGGGGUUUCCGCCAUGAUCUCCUUCCCACGGAACCGGGACGAGUUCGUCAUGUUGGAGUUUGUCUCGCGUGCGCUUCAGGUGCCAGUAGUCAGCGUGGUGCACAGGGAGUUUACGCGCAACAGUGAGAAUCCUCUCCAUUUCCAGCUGGCGAUGCGGACCGUGGAGGCCCCCCCAUCCCGCCUCCUCUCUACCCUGCUGAUGAUAAACGGCUGGUGGGACAUCAGUAUUUUGCUCUGUCAGGAAUGGGACAUUAGCGACUUCCUCCUCCUCAUCAACAACAACACCCGCUUCCACCUGGGCACCGUUGUCAACCUGACAACUACCGCCUCGACCUUAUCAUCGUCCUCAUCUUCAUCGUUACACCCAGGAGUGGCAUCCGGUGUGGCGACAGGAGCGCAGGCGUCGUCGUCGUCGUCGUCGUCGUCGUCGUCUUCAUCGUCUUUGCCCUACUUCUCCCCCUCCGCCUCAUCCACCGCCUCUCCGUCCACCUCCUCCUCCAAAUUAGACCAGCAGCAAGCUCUCAUGCGGCAACUGGAGGCCCUGAGAGAACCUUCGUCCACGAGGGGAGUGGUGACAUUUGGAUGCGAGAUCCGCGAAGUGCGGCGUCUGUGGACGCUGGCCAGUCGGAUGACGCUCCCGGAGUUUCACUGGGUUUUGGGGGACAGCCAAAAUGUGGCCGAGUUGAGAACAGAGGGGCUGCCACUGGGGCUACUGGCACACGGGGUCAUGGAGUCCCCUUCUCUGGAUCACUUCGUCCACGACUCAUUGGAGCUGGUUGCGCGAGCUGUGGGCAGUGCAGCGCAAGAGAAUCCUGCUCUGGCACUCAUACCUGGGACGACUAACUGUAUGGAUAUACAAAAGAGCAACAGCAGCUCAGGGGAGUACUUGUCAAGAUUUCUAUCCAACACAUCUUUUGAGGGUCAGACCGGUUUAAUAUCCAAAGACGCUCACAGCCAGAAUGUCAUCUCAGAGGCCCAUCACUACAUCUGGUCCCUCCAGCUGGAUCCUUUAGGCCAGCCAACCUGGACCCGCCUGGGACGCUGGUGCAAGGGCAAAGUUCUGAUGGACCGGCGGGCUUGGCCAAGCCAUCCGGGGUCUGGGGGCGGAGGAGACUGGCGUCGAUCUACACGGCUGCACAUGCGGGUGGUAACGCUGGUGGAACACCCGUUUGUAUUUACCCGAGAGGUGGACGGGGACGGGAUGUGUCCCGCGGGCCAGCUGUGCCUCGACCCGCUCACCAAUGAAUCUUCGGUUUUGAAAGGAUUUUUCAAGAACCUCGCAGGGCGUAACAGUUCUGUUCCCACGGACCUGAAGAAGUGUUGUUAUGGUUACUGCGUUGAUCUGCUGGAGAAGCUGGCAGAGGACAUGGGCUUCACUUUCGAUCUAUAUAUCGUAGGCGACGGGAAGUACGGGGGGUUCAAGAAUGGUCGCUGGACAGGAUUGGUAGGGGAUCUCCUCAGUGGCGCAGCCCACCUGGCAGUGACAUCUUUUAGCAUUAAUUCGGCCAGAAGCCAAGUCAUUGACUUCACUUCGCCCUUCUUCUCCACCAGCCUGGGAAUUCUGGUUCGUACCCGCGACACAGCUGCACCCAUCGGUGCCUUCAUGUGGCCUCUCCACUGGUCCAUGUGGCUCGGCAUCUUCGUCUCCCUCCACGUCACCGCCGUCUUCCUCACCCUGUACGAGUGGCACAGCCCGUUUGGUAUGACGCCUCGCGGACGCAACCGCGACCGGGUGUUCUCCUUCUCCUCGGCGCUCAACGUGUGCUACGCCAUUCUCUUCGGGAGGACGGUGGCCAUCAAGCCGCCGAAAUGCUGGACGGGCCGCCUGCUGAUGAACCUCUGGGCGAUCUUCUGUCUGUUCUGCCUGUCCACCUACACGGCUAAUCUUGCUGCCGUCAUGGUCGGGGAGAAGACCUACGAACAACUGUCAGGGAUACAUGACCCAAAGUUACACCAUCCCUCUCAGGGAUUCCGAUUUGCCACGGUGAGAGAAAGCAGCGCGGAGGACUACCUCAAGAAGAGUUUCCCUGAGAUGCACGAGUACAUGAGAAGAUACAACGUCCCGGCAACGCCAGAUGGCAUACAUCAUCUCAAGGAGGACCCUCAGAGGCUGGAUGCCUUCAUCAUGGACAAAGCUCUGCUGGACUACGAGGUCUCCAUAGAUGCAGACUGUAAAACACUAACAGUGGGGAAACCCUUUGCUAUAGAAGGCUAUGGCAUUGGCCUCCCUCAGAACUCUCCACUCACCUCCAACAUCUCCGAGCUUGUUAGUCAGUACAAGUCCGAUGGCUUCAUGGACAUGCUGCAUGACAAAUGGUACAAGGUCGUGCCCUGCGGGAAGCGCAGCUUUGCUGUGACGCAGACGCUGCAGAUGGGCAUAAAGCAUUUCUCCGGCCUGUUUGUGAUGCUGUGUGUGGGUGUGGCCUUAUCGCUACUGACCACAGUAGCGGAAUACAUAGUGUACAAGCUGGUGAUCCCGAGGGUCAAGGAGCCCCGCUUCAAAUACUGGCUGCACACAAGUCAGAGAUUACACCGGGCCCUCAACUCAGUCUUCACUGAUGACAAACUGCCGACUGUUACCAAGCCUGAGAAGAGGUGCAACGAGGGAAACAACCAGUCAGCAUCUUGGAAUCCUGCAGAGUCCUCUCACUGCAACAGGCGUAGGGUCCUUCUACAAGAGAUGCAGAAUGACCUGGAGCGCCCAUCCUUCCAGGAGCUGCCUUCACCACCAUCCCCAUCUUCCCUGCCUCAUCCCCACUCUCUUCCCCUAAUGGAGAAACACCCACCCAUAGUAACCAACUCUAACGGUCGCUCUGACCAGUUAGGGCGGGGGUUGGGCCAAGUCCUGGGGCCAGGGCAGGGGGGCUCCGGGCAGGGCCUAACGCGCUUAGGGGCGGGCGACUGCGGCCCCGGCCUUGGUGUGGGCCGGAACCCACUGGUUCAGGAGCUGUCAGAACUGGAAGGUAAAAUCCUCGUAAUCAAGCAGCAGUUGCAGACGGCUAUGAGGAGGAAGCGAGAGCUAGAACAGUACCAAUCAGAAAACCAGCAAGCAAACCAGACUGAAUCCAGUCAGCCCACGACGCACCAGUCUAACCAGUUUGUUCAGUAUACCCAGUCCCACCAGCAGACUAACCAACACACAAACACACUCCCGGAGUUAUGA